Mus caroli (Ryukyu mouse) is the source of this 6188-nucleotide messenger RNA. Lineage: Eukaryota; Metazoa; Chordata; Mammalia; Rodentia; Muridae. The record is from RefSeq and is a predicted model, not a curated record.
GGAGCUCGUCCUGGGCUUCUCGCUCGGCCCCGCCCCUCCAGAGACUCGCCUCCGGAUUGGCUCGGGCGGGGGCGGGGCCCGGAGUCCGGAAGUGCGGCUGACGUGUCCGGGCCGCGCUCGGAAUUGUGGGCGACUGGGCUAAUGGCGUCGGCGGGUUUGGGCACCCGGGGCGGGCAUCGCUGAAGCUUGUGGCCAGCUCGGCCGGUGACGCCCGCCGUGGCCAGGCCCCGCGGCAGCGGGAGGGACCUGCCCGUCUGGUGGGCUCCUGAGCCGGCGCCGGUGGAGCCUGGUGGGGCUGCACGGCUGCGGGCAGGUUUCGGCGAGCCGCCGGCGGCGGUGCGGGGCGGCCCGGGGGGAACUCGGGCACGCCUCGGGAGACGCAGCCCGGCUCCGGCCGUGCGCCCGCCGAGCCCUGGGCCCCGGCUGCGGAAGACUGAGGAGCCGCCGGCUGGCUGCGGGCCGCGCAAGCUGCUGACAGUGCCUGCUUGGAAGUGCUGGUCCCAGAUCGGCGGUGACCUGGAGGGACCAUGUCCUGCACCAACAGCCCCGAGGCUGUGAAGAAGCUGCUGGAGAAUAUGCAGAGCGACCUGCGGGCCUUGUCACUAGAAUGCAAGAAGAAGUUCCCACCUGUCAAGGAGGCUGCUGAAUCAGGAAUAAUAAAAGUUAAAACAAUAGCUGCAAGAAACACGGAAAUUUUGGCAGCAUUGAAAGAGAACAGCUCAGAGGUCGUGCAGCCUUUCCUAAUGGGGUGUGGGACCAAGGAACCAAAGAUCACACAGUUGUGUUUGGCCGCCAUCCAGAGACUCAUGUCCCAUGAAGUGGUGUCUGAGACUGCUGCUGGAAACAUAAUUAACAUGCUUUGGCAGCUAAUGGAAAACAGCCUUGAAGAACUUAAGCUGCUUCAAACAGUUCUUGUUCUUUUAACAACCAACACGGUAGUUCAUGACGAGGCACUUUCCAAGGCCAUAGUUCUUUGUUUUCGACUACACUUCACAAAGGACAAUAUUACAAAUAACACAGCUGCUGCUACAGUCCGACAGGUCGUGACUGUCGUCUUCGAGAGGAUGGUGGCUGAAGAUGACCGGCACAGAGAUAUAGAACCUCCAGUGCCGAUCCAAGGAAACAGUAACAGAAGGUCUGUCAGCUCGCUGAGACCCUGUGCUAAGGACGCAUACAUGCUCUUCCAGGACCUCUGUCAGUUGGUUAACGCUGACGCCCCUUACUGGCUAGUGGGUAUGACGGAAAUGACUCGGACAUUUGGCCUUGAGUUGCUAGAGUCUGUCCUCAAUGAUUUUCCACAAGUGUUUUUACAGCAUCAAGAAUUCAGUUUUCUCCUCAAAGAACGGGUGUGUCCGCUUGUGAUCAAGCUCUUUUCUCCAAAUAUCAAGUUCAGACAAGGUUCCAGUACGUCAUCUUCUCCAGCACCCGUUGAAAAACCCUAUUUUCCUAUUUGCAUGCGUUUACUGAGAGUGGUGUCUGUUCUGAUCAAGCAGUUUUACAGCCUCUUGGUGACUGAGUGUGAAAUAUUUCUGUCACUUCUGGUGAAGUUCCUGGAUGCAGAUAAGCCACAGUGGCUUCGAGCUGUUGCAGUGGAAUCGAUACACAGGCUCUGUGUGCAGCCUCAGUUACUAAGGUCAUUUUGUCAGUCGUAUGACAUGAAGCAACAUUCCACCAAGGUUUUCCGAGACAUUGUGAAUGCGCUGGGGUCUUUUAUCCAGUCUCUGUUUCUUGUCCCUCCUACUGGAAAUCCUGCCACAGCCAACCAAGCUGGAAACAAUAAUGCUGGCGGCCCAGCCUCAGCACCAGCUAACUCGGGGGUGGUGGGCGUCGGUGGGGGCGUUACUCUGCUGCCAGCCUUUGAGUACCGAGGAGCCUGGAUACCCAUCCUGACCGUUACCGUUCAAGGCAGUGCUAAAGCCACCUACCUAGAGAUGCUGGACAAAGUUGAACCCCCAACUAUCCCAGAAGGCUAUGCCAUGUCCGUGGCCUUCCACUGCCUGUUGGAUCUCGUCCGCGGAAUCACCACCAUGAUAGAAGGAGAGUUGGGAGAGGUGGAAGCAGAGGGUCCCAGUGUCACAGAGGGAGCCUCUUCACAGUCCUCAGAACGGCGAGACGAGCAGGCGGCAUCAGACCCGAUGGACCAGGAAACAGUGAGCAGAGCUGUUUGGGAAGAGAUGGUGAGCGCUUGCUGGUGUGGCCUUCUCGCUGCGCUCUCACUCCUCCUCGACGCCAGCACAGAUGAGGCUGCCACCGAGAACAUUUUGAAGGCUGAACUGACCAUGGCUGCUCUCUGUGGAAGACUGGGCCUUGUGACCUCGAGAGACGCCUUUAUAACUGCAAUAUGCAAAGGCUCCUUGCCGCCACACUAUGCUCUGACUGUGCUGAACGCCACCACUGCAGCGACACUCUCCAAUAAAUCAUAUUCUAUCCAGGGCCAAAGUGUUAUGAUGAUCAGCCCGUCCAGCGAGUCUCACCAGCAAGUUGUGGCCGUGGGUCAGCCUCUUGCAGUGCAGCCUCAAGGAACAGUGAUGCUGACUUCCAAAAAUAUCCAGUGCAUGCGGACUCUGCUGAACUUGGCCCACUGUCACGGCGCUGUUCUCGGAACAUCGUGGCAACUUGUCUUGGCAACUCUUCAGCAUCUUGUGUGGAUUCUGGGACUAAAGCCUAGUAGUGGUGGUGCCUUGAAGCCUGGCAGAGCAGUGGAAGGGCCCAGCACAGUUCUGACAACAGCGGUGAUGACAGACUUGCCGGUGAUCUCCAACAUCCUUUCUAGACUGUUUGAAAGCUCACAGUAUCUUGAUGACGUAUCUUUGCAUCAUUUAAUAAAUGCACUUUGUUCCUUAUCUCUAGAAGCAAUGGAUAUGGCCUAUGGAAAUAAUAAGGAACCGUCUCUAUUUGCUGUUGCCAAACUAUUAGAAACUGGCCUGGUUAAUAUGCACAGGAUAGAGAUUUUAUGGAGACCUCUGACUGGCCAUCUACUUGAGAAGGUCUGCCAGCAUCCAAACUCUCGGAUGCGAGAGUGGGGAGCCGAAGCUUUGACGGCACUCAUUAGAGCGGGGCUGACGUUUAGCCACGAGCCUCCCCUUUCACAGAACCAGAGACUACAGCUGCUUUUAUUGAACCCAUUAAAAGAGAUGUCCAAUAUUAACCAUCCAGAUAUUCGACUCAAGCAAUUAGAAUGUGUGUUGCAGAUUCUGCAAAGCCAGGGAGACAGUCUUGGGCCUGGGUGGCCGUUAGUUCUUGGAGUCAUGGGAGCAAUCAGAAAUGAUCAAGGAGAAUCAUUAAUAAGAACUGCCUUUCAGUGUCUUCAGUUGGUUGUGACAGACUUCCUACCCACAAUGCCUUGUUCUUGCCUACAGAUAGUUGUAGAUGUUGCAGGUAGCUUUGGACUGCAUAACCAAGAACUUAACAUCAGCUUAACGUCAAUAGGCUUACUGUGGAAUAUUUCAGAUUAUUUUUUCCAAAGAGGGGAAACGAUUGAAAAAGAAUUAAAUAAAGAAGAGGCAGCUCAGCAGAAGCAGGCCGAGGAGAAAGGAGUGUCUCUGAACCGGCCGUUCCACCCCGCGCCGCCAUUCGACUGCUUGUGGCUAUGUCUCUAUGCCAAGCUGGGGGAGCUUUGCGUGGACCCCCGCCCUGCCGUGAGGAAGAGCGCGGGGCAGACCCUGUUCUCCACGAUCGGAGCGCACGGGACCCUGCUGCAGCACUCCACCUGGCACACCGUUAUUUGGAAGGUACUCUUUCAUCUACUGGACCGAGUUCGAGAAUCUUCUACAACUGCAGACAAAGAAAAGAUUGAGUCUGGAGGUGGAAAUAUUUUAAUUCAUCACUCAAGAGACACGGCAGAGAAGCAGUGGGCUGAGACCUGGGUAUUGACAUUGGCUGGAGUAGCACGGAUCUUCAACACCAGGAGAUACUUGCUGCAGCCUCUAGGAGACUUCUCAAGAGCUUGGGAUGUUCUUCUUGACCACAUCCAGUCAGCUGCACUCAGUAAAAACAAUGAAGUGUCCCUCGCCGCUCUGAAAAGCUUCCAGGAAAUAUUACAGAUUGUGUCCCCUGUCCGAGACUCAGAGAAGCCCGAGACCCCUGCAGUUAGUGUGCCCGUACCUGUCCUUCUGGGAAACCUUCCAGGCCCAGGCCUGAGCAGGCCGUUUGUGAGGACAGACUCCAUUGGAGAAAAGCUUGGCAGAUGCAGCUCGGAGACUCCUGUGGUGACUGACGAACUCGAAGAUCUGAAGCUCUGGUGGGCUGCCUGGAACACCUGGCACAGGACGGGUUCUGAAAGCACAGAGCCGCCCAGCACUGUCGAUGAGCUGACGUUUAUCCCCAGCCAGCCUUUCCUUACAGCCUUAAUUCAGAUCUUCCCUGCCCUCUACCAGCACAUAAAAGCUGGCUUCAGCAUGGCCGACUUGCAGAAGCUGGGCGUCAUCCUGCACAGCGCUGUCUCUGUCCCCAUCAGUUCUGAUGCCUCUCCUUUCAUCCUCCCGUCUUACACAGAAGCAGUCCUGACAAGUUUACAGGAAGCCGUGCUUACGGCCUUAGAUGUUCUCCAGAAGGCCAUCUGCGUUGGACCAGAAAACAUGCAGAUCAUGUACCCGGCUAUAUUUGACCAGUUGCUGGCGUUCGUAGAGUUUUCCUGUAAACCUCCACAGUAUGGACAGCUGGAAACAAAGCACAUUGCAAAUGCCAAGUACAACCAGAUCCAACUAUUUGCACCGGCGGAAUGGGUAGCCUUGAAUUAUGUACCGUUUGCUGAAAGAUCUUUAGAAGUAGUUGUGGAUUUGUAUCAGAAAACGGCUUGUCAUAAAGCAGUGGUGAAUGAGAAAGUCCUCCAGAAUAUUAUUAAGACCCUCAGGGUUCCUCUCAGUUUGAAGUAUUCAUGCCCUUCUGAAAGCACGUGGAAACUGGCGGUAGCUUCUCUCCUCAAAGUCCUGUCCAUCGGACUGCCUGUUGCCCGACAGCAUGCUUCCUCUGGGAAAUUUGACAGCAUGUGGCCAGAGUUAGCCAGCACGCUUGAAGACUUUCUCUUUACUAAAAGCAUACCUCCAGAUAAUCUCUCUAUUCAAGAAUUUCAAAGAAAUGAAAGUAUUGAUGUUGAAGUUGUUCAGCUCAUCAGUGCGGAAAUCCUCCCGUACGCCAACCUCAUUCCUAAAGCGUUCGUGGGUCAGAUGAUGACCAUGCUCAACAAGGGCUCCAUCCACUCUCAGCCGUGCUCAUUCACAGAAGCAGAGAUUGACAUUCGUUUGAGAGAAGAAUUUUCUAAAAUGUGUUUUGAAACAUUGCUCCAGUUUUCCUUCAGUAACAAAGUCACAACACCUCAGGAAGGCUACAUCUCACGAAUGGCACUCUCUGUGCUUUUAAAGAGGUCGCAGGAUGUUCUGCAUCGCUACAUAGAGGAUGAGAGGCUGAGUGGAAAAUGCCCUCUCCCAAGGCAGCAAGUGACAGAAAUCAUAUUUGUUCUAAAAGCUGUCAGCACUCUCAUCGACUCACUGAAGAAGACCCAGCCUGAGAAUGUUGAUGGAAAUACCUGGGCACAAGUAAUUGCCUUAUACCCGACGUUAGUGGAGUGUAUCACCUGCUCAUCCUCAGAAGUCUGCUCUGCCCUUAAAGAGGCACUGGCUCCCUUUAAGGAUUUCAUGCAGCCGCCAGCAUCCAGAGUUCAAAAUGGAGAGUCUUGAGCAGCUGCAGCACGUGUGGAGGAAGAGAUACCCUGAGGAACGCCUUCCCCUGAGUCUUGUAGAGGAAGGACGCUCUACUGAAGUCACUCUUGGCAGCUGUGUUUGCCUUCUUUAAAUUAUAGUGUAAUUAUCUGGGUACAGUAAUUCAUACAAAAGCCUCCAUGUUAACCCGGGCUCCUGGAGGAGCUGAGCCUUGGCCUGGGUGACUAUGCUGGGAGGGACAGUGAGCACUACAUCACACCUGCUACCAUGUCUUCAGUUGGUGACUGAAAAGUGAGCUUAUGUACAGUUUGUUGUGUAUGUGUUAAUGAUGUACUUUUUAAAAAGAAAAAAACGAUAUUUCCAUUCAGAUUUUUGAGGCUGGUGUUUUGCACCCUUUUUCAAGUACAGAAUCGUACUAAAAUUUUAUGCAAGGUGGUACUGUAACAUUCCAUACUAUCUACAACCAGCCUUUGUGAGCAAAGGGAACUGAUAAGACUGUGUGUAUAAUAAAUAGUACAGUUCUGUAUAAAA